AUGGCUGACGGUGUUUUCCAAGGUGCUAUCGGUAUCGAUUUGGGUACCACUUACUCGUGUGUUGCCACUUACGACUCCAACGUCGAAAUCAUUGCCAACGAGCAAGGUAACCGUGUCACCCCUUCGUUCGUCGCCUUCACUUCGGAAGAAAGAUUGAUCGGUGAUGCCGCUAAGAACCAGGCCGCCCUCAACCCCAAGAACACCGUGUUCGACGCCAAGCGUUUGAUCGGUAGAGCCUUCGACGACGAGUCGGUGCAAAAGGACAUCAAGUCGUGGCCCUUCAAGGUUGUCGACGACAACGGCAACCCCAAGAUCGAGGUCGAAUACUUGGAAGAAACCAAGCAAUUCUCGCCCCAAGAAAUCUCGUCGAUGGUGUUGACCAAGAUGAAGGAAAUUGCCGAAGCCAAGAUCGGCAAGAAGGUGGAAAAGGCCGUUGUCACCGUCCCCGCCUACUUCAACGACGCCCAAAGACAAGCCACCAAGGACGCCGGUGCCAUUGCUGGUUUGCAAGUGUUGAGAAUCAUCAACGAACCCACUGCUGCCGCCAUCGCCUACGGUCUUGGUGCCGGUAAGUCCGACAAGGAAAGACACGUGCUCAUCUUCGACUUGGGUGGUGGUACUUUCGAUGUGUCGUUGUUGAACAUCACUGGCGGUGUCUUCACCGUCAAGGCCACCGCUGGUGACACCCACUUGGGUGGUCAGGAUUUCGACACCAACUUGUUGGAACACUUCAAGAAGGAGUUCGAAAAGAAGACCGGCAAGGACAUCUCGGGCGACGCCAGAGCCUUGAGAAGAUUGAGAACCGCCUGUGAACGUGCCAAGAGAUCGCUUUCGUCGGGUACCCAAACCACCGUCGAAAUCGACUCGUUGUUCGACGGUGAAGACUUCUCCGCCAACAUCACCAGAGCCAGAUUCGAAGACAUCAACUCCGCCCUCUUCAAGCUGACCUUGGAACCUGUCGAACAGGUGUUGAAGGACGCCAAGAUCUCCAAGUCGCAAGUCGACGAAGUCGUCCUCGUUGGUGGUUCCACCAGAAUCCCCAAGGUGCAAAAGUUGUUGUCGGACUUCUUCGACGGCAAGGCCUUGGAAAAGUCGAUCAACCCCGAUGAAGCCGUCGCCUACGGUGCCGCCGUGCAAGGUGCCAUCUUGACCGGCCAAUCGACCAACGACGACACCAAGGACUUGUUGUUGUUGGACGUCAUCCCCUUGUCGUUGGGUGUCGCCAUGCAAGGCAACGUCUUUGCCCCCGUGGUCCCCAGAAACACCACCGUGCCCACCAUCAAGAGAAGAACCUUCACCACCGUUGCCGACAUGCAAACCUCGGUCAAGUUCCCCGUGUACCAGGGUGAAAGAGUCAACUGCUCGGAAAACACCCAAUUGGGUGAGUUCGACUUGAACGGCAUCCCCCCCAUGCCCGCUGGCCAGCCCGUGUUGGAAGCCAUCUUCGAGAUCGACGCCAACGGGAUCUUGAAGGUCACCGCCGUCGAAAAGGAAACCGGGAGAUCGGCCAACAUCACCAUCUCCAACUCGAUCGGGAGAUUGUCGUCGGAAGAAAUCGAAAAGAUGAUCUCCGACGCCGAGAAGUUCAAGUCCUCCGACGACGCCUUCGCCAAGAGACACGAGCAAAAGCAAAAGUUGGAAGCCUACAUCGCCUCGGUCGAAUCCACCGUCACCGACCCCGUGUUGUCGGCUAAGAUCAAGAAGUCCGCCAAGGACAGAAUCGAAGCCGCCAUGUCCGACGCUUUGCAAACCUUGGAAAUCGAGGAAUCGUCGGCCGACGACUACAGAAAGGCCGAGUUGGCGUUGAAGAGAGCCGUCACCAAGGGCAUGUCCACCCGCUAA
Diutina rugosa is the source of this 1842-nucleotide messenger RNA. RefSeq names its product Hsp70 family ATPase (gene SSB1). The transcript has a single exon. The coding region runs from base 1 to 1842 and encodes 613 amino acids. Gene Ontology annotation, cellular component: nucleus; cytoplasm; cytosol. Lineage: Eukaryota; Fungi; Ascomycota; Pichiomycetes; Serinales; Debaryomycetaceae. The record is from RefSeq and is a predicted model, not a curated record. Gene Ontology annotation, molecular function: ATP-dependent protein folding chaperone; misfolded protein binding; ATP hydrolysis activity. Gene Ontology annotation, biological process: vesicle-mediated transport; protein refolding; cellular response to unfolded protein.